Messenger RNA from Fimicolochytrium jonesii, 1628 nucleotides. RefSeq lists its product as uncharacterized. NCBI's taxonomy places the organism in Eukaryota, Fungi, Chytridiomycota, Chytridiomycetes, Spizellomycetales, Powellomycetaceae. Gene Ontology annotation, biological process: cell division. The transcript has a single exon. The coding region runs from base 142 to 1491 and encodes 449 amino acids. Gene Ontology annotation, molecular function: protein binding. The record is from RefSeq and is a predicted model, not a curated record.
CUUGAAGGCAGGCACCACUGCAGGAACGACACGCAGCAUAGGGACCCCCCACGCUGAGACUAGUGGUCGGAUCAAUACCCCCACGGCAGCGCCAUAUCAACGACACAUCUCGGUCCGGGUCGGGCGACACUUUUCUUCAGAAUGUCGAAAGAUCAACCACAACAACAAGAGGAGCCUUUCACCUCCGAAACCAUGACACCUGCGCUGCUCGCCCAUGCACAAAAGGCGCUGGAUGCAUGUCAUCCGAAUCUGGCCCGGAAGUUCCUCUUACGAGCAUACAGCGUUUCGCCACAAAACCCCCACGUCCUCCUGCAGCUGGGUGUUGUAGAAAUGGAGAGGAUGAAUGCAGCAGGGGAGGAUGACGAUCCGGAAGAUGUAGCUGAUGAAGAGGAGCGGGACCUGGAUACAGAGACGAGAGUGCAUAACUGCGCUAUCCGGGCAAGAGAGUACUUUUUGGAGGCUGUGCGGCUGUGGGGUGAAGCCGGGUGGGUCGUUGACGAGAUCUAUGAGGCACACCUUUAUCUGGGCCAGCUAAGCGCCGGAAAGGUAGCGCUCGAGUACUACGAUUCGGCAGCGAACUUGCUGUCUGUCGCUCUGCAAAAAGCCGGGGUAGAUACCAUGAAAGCAACGCCCGCCGUGUCAACAUCAGCAGCGACAUCCCUCCUCCUCCGCAAACUGUCCAACGCCCUGUGCUCAAUGGCCGAAAUCUACAUGACAGACUGCUGCGAUUUCGAAGAGGCCGAAUCGAAGUGUCAAUCAUACGCCCAGCGCGCCACCGAGAUAGACCCGCAGAACCCAGAAGCACAUCAAACCCUCGCCUCAGUCCGCAUGUCGCAAUGCCGACCAGACGAUGCGCGCAAGUCCCUAGAGACGAGCAUGGACAUCUGGAUCAACAGCAUUCCUCAACCAAUACUCGCAUCCGAACAACAACAACAAGCCUCAUCAUCAUCAUCACCAUCACACCCCACACCACCAGCAAUCCCACCCUACCCCGCCCGCAUCAACCUCACCAAACUCCUCCUCGAACUCUCCAUGCACGACCGGGCCCUCGCCGUCCUCAAAACCAUCGAAGAAGAAAACGACGAGGACCUCGAACUGUGGUACCUCUACGGAUACUGCCUGUACCGCAUGGGCGGCGGACGCGGGGCCGUGCCGCAGGACGGCGAUUACGAUAACGACGAUCUCGACAGCGAUGUGGCCGGCCCCGCCGUUGAGGUGGCCGACGACCGCAAGAAGGAGCUGUGGAAUGAAGCCGCGGAAUGUUUUGAGCAUUUCAUGCAGCUUUAUGAACGGCUGGCGGAGAUGAGGAAGGAGGCGAUGGCUGCUGACGGGGAGGGGAUGGAUGAUGGGGACGGCGAGGGGAAUGAGAACGAGGAAGAGAUGUAUACGCAUGCUGUGCACCUGCUGCGGUCGGAGAUAGAACCGUUUUUGGGGGGUGAGGAGGAGGGUGGGAUGGAUGUCGACGGCGGGGAGGAUGCAAUGGAUGUCUAGAAUGGUGUAGAACUUGUUCGGUCCGCUGUGCCUGCCUUCACGUCCCUCGUGGUGUUCCGAUGUACGUGGCGGGACCGCUGUAAAUUAUUCCAUGUAUAGAUGUUUCUGACGCACUUAAUCAUUAUGAAUCCCCCACA